Messenger RNA from Ahaetulla prasina, 519 nucleotides. RefSeq names its product keratin-associated protein 5-1-like. The transcript has 3 exons. The record is from RefSeq and is a predicted model, not a curated record. Lineage: Eukaryota; Metazoa; Chordata; Lepidosauria; Squamata; Colubridae. The annotation marks the transcript as partial.
AUGUGUUUGUGUAUAUCUGGGUGUGUGUGUUUGUGUAUAUAUCUGUGUGUUUGUGUCUCUCUGUGUGUCUCUGUAUAUCUGUGUUUGUGUGUGUGUAUAUCUUUGUGUCUGUAUCUAUCUGUAUCUCUGUCUGUGUCUGUGUGUUUCGUGUGGGUGUGUGUUUGUGUUUGUGUCUGUGGAUGUGUUUACCAUCUAGAAUCAGUAUCUGUGUGUCUCUAUCAGUGUGUGUCUCUGGGUGUAUAUCUGUGUUUGUGUCUCUGAGUGUUUGUCUCUCUGUGUCUCUCUGUGUCUGUGUGUUUGUGUCUCUCUGUGUGUCUCUGUAUAUCUGUGUUUGUGUGUGUGUAUAUCUUUGUGUCUGUAUCUAUCUGUAUCUCUGUCUGUGUCUGUGUGUUUCGUUAUCUGUGUGUCUCUAUCAGUGUGUGUCUCUGGGUGUAUAUCUGUGUUUGUGUCUCUGAGUGUUUGUCUCUCUGUGUCUCUCUGUGUCUGUGUGUUUUGUGUGUGUGUGUGUAUGUUUGUGCC